Molecule: messenger RNA, 786 nt
Organism: Coniophora puteana RWD-64-598 SS2
Lineage: Eukaryota; Fungi; Basidiomycota; Agaricomycetes; Boletales; Coniophoraceae
Exons: 2
Coding region: 1-786 (261 amino acids)
Source: RefSeq, a predicted model, not a curated record
AUGGAACUUCGAGGCAUCAGCUUGUGUGUACCUUUCCACGAGUACAGAGGACUUGGCGCGCCGAGUCGCACAUUGGGCCAUCUCGGCGACGUCUACCUUGAUAUCUCUGGUCACCGGCUAUUCGCGCACUUGGAGCGGGGGUGGGUCGAGUGGACAUAUUCCCUCGACUCCUCGGACGAUCCUUCGAUGAUGAGCGUCGGGGUGGCUCGCCAGCAGCUGUUUCUUUAUCCAGAUAUGCCAAAGCCAACGAAAGAUACCCAGCGGUUUCUUUGGUGCACCGGCCGCGAGGUGAACUGGUUGAACAUGAGUCUCAUCUUGGAAUACCGCGCGGAGCGAAUCAGCUCCAACGUCGGGUCAUGCUGGAACGGGCAAUUAGUAUAUGAGUAUUGGCGGCGCAACUUGUUCACAAUUGAGACGGUUAAGUCCGGAGAAAAGGAUGAAGACGGAUCGGACGACAGCAUUGUAGGAGAUGGGAUGGGUGUCUCUGACGAAAGUGACGAAGAGGAUUCACAGAACGACGAGGCAUCUAGCAAGCAGCAGAAGAGUUUGAAGAGCAAGCGCCUAAUUGCAGAAGUUGAGACUUGCGACGGAGGCGCUCCAGCGAGGAAGAAACUUAAAUUGGAAAUAGAUCCUGCUCCGCGGGUCGAUGGAAGUUCAACUGAAACAAUCGCACAGCAGUCGAAGAACCAACCAACCACGAGCGCGAACUUCGCGGACAGGAGCAGGCCACGGAAGAAUAUGAGGAGCACUGUACCAGACUGGGGAGCUCUUAGCAGCAUGCCUUAG